Molecule: messenger RNA, 3758 nt
Organism: Pygocentrus nattereri (red-bellied piranha)
Lineage: Eukaryota; Metazoa; Chordata; Actinopteri; Characiformes; Serrasalmidae
Gene: slc39a5
Product: solute carrier family 39 member 5
Exons: 12
Coding region: 969-2633 (554 amino acids)
Biological process (GO): BMP signaling pathway; zinc ion import across plasma membrane; intracellular zinc ion homeostasis
Cellular component (GO): membrane
Molecular function (GO): zinc ion transmembrane transporter activity
Source: RefSeq, a predicted model, not a curated record
GUGUUUUUCCGUGAUACGGGCCCUUUAACCCUACUGGGUUUUAAAGCGUCAGGUUAGGACAGACUCAGGUGACGUACCCACAGGCUCUAUUUGUGCCAUAGUCGGCAUCCUUGUUUCUUUAAAUGAGCUCAUUUGCUUAUCUAUAGCAGUCAGGCUAGAUUAAACGCACAGCGCUGUUUAGUUAUAUGAAUGAAUGCAUUUAAACUUGCAUCUGAAAAGUUCUUCUCCACCAUGUUGGUCGGGCUAGUCUUAAACAAAUCCAUCCACUCUGAUUGGUCUUUGUGCAAAGAUGUAUUAGCAUAUUGAUGGGCGGUUUCAUUCUACAGUGAUAUGGGUUUGAAAGAAGCUCAGAACGAGCAGCCACCUAACUGACCUUUUGAGACUUUGAUGGUCUAAAUGCAAAUGUAAGGAGUGAAAAAAGCCCCCCCCUGUUGGGUAAGAUAUAAUUAUGUCAGUAAUAUUUAAGUACAGUAACAAGUAGACUAAAGUAUUCAUCACGUCUGUUUCAUCUCAGAAACUAAGGUUCUGGAAGGUCAGAGGUCAGAAAAGUUUGGUGAGUCCCUCCUCAACACCCCUUAUCCAGUUCAUCAGUUAAUUAUCAACUCAUCACCUAAUCAUAAGUGUAUCAGAUCAGGGAAAUCGCUGCUAAUCAUAAUCAUGGUAAAAGACUGAGGUGGCGGCAGUGGCCUACUUUCAGACCCCUAACUAAAUAGCUGUGCACGAUCAUUCUCACGGCUGCCUGCUGAUUGGCCUACUCCUGCGAGUCUCUUGAGAAGAUAACAAAAUAAACAGCUGAUUAACGUGUUGCUCCUGCUUGACCCCGGUGACUGACUUGAACACUGUGUAAAUAUUAACUAGAGCCUCUUCAGUGCCGUGCUGAUCAUUCAGUGCUGUGCUGCCCAUCCGGGAGCAUAAAGGAAUGGGCAGCAUGUGACAGCCAGACAUUUUACGCGGUUUUGUUUCCUCAAAUGAUGGAGGAGCCGAAUCACAGGACGUACCUGAGCUUCAAGAUCGUGCUUCACCUUUGCUUGAGUUUUGUGGUGGUUUUAUCCAAACACAGCUCAGUUUCUCGUUCCUAUGACCAAGAUGCAUCUACACAAGAGCACUUAGAUGAGGCCUUUGAAGAGCAGGGCUACUACCUGCAGCGACUUUUCUUGGAGUACGGCAGCAACGGGACUUUGACGUAUGAGGGUCUACAGAAGCUGCUGGGCAGUCUGGGACUCGGCGAGGUCAGCGUGCUGAAUAUCAGACAUGGAGUUGUCAAGAAUUCAUCUCCAAAUCCUUCUCAUUCUCAUCCACACUCCUAUGUAGACCAUCAUCCUCAUCAGGCCUCAAGCACAGCACCAUUAAACAAACUGAGUCAACAAGAGACAUUUAGACCAAAAGAAACAAUGUCCAGUGCUGAAACCACUGUGGUCAGCAGAGCUGCUGAUCACUCACAUCCCACAGCUUCCCCUGGCACAGAAGAAAGACUCCAGGACGGCCUGUCACUGCUGUCGAGUCACAUAACAAAGAAACACAUCCAUGACAACUGUCUGAAUGUCACCCAGCUGUUGUGGAACUUUGGUCUGGGUCAGGCGUCCCACAUCACCCCAGCACAUUUCACCUUCCUGUGCCCCGCACUACUCUACCAGAUAGACAGUGGCGUGUGCCUCCGCCACACAGAGUCUGACUUGGAAGAAGUCAAAAAUAGUGUGGCUUUCCUCAAAGCUCUAGGUUGGGCCUCCUUGGCUCUAUUUGUGAUCAGCCUGCCUUCCUUGCUGGCCCUGGGACUGGCUCCUCUGAUUCCACCUUCCAACCUCCACACCUUCCUCUGCCCGAUGGCUGCCAUGGCAGUGGGCACUCUGUGUGGAGAUGCCCUGCUGCACCUACUGCCCCACGCCAGCUCUAGACCACACAGUGAUAACCAGGAUGCUGUCCUGAAAGGCCUGACCGUGCUGGGGGGAGUGUACCUGCUCUUUGUGUUUGAGAGUGUGGUGGGACUCCGACAACACUACAAGAAAUCAAGGAAAAGGAAGCAGGAUUCAAAAGUGGUUCAGGAGCUGGAGGCACUGGAGGGUUCCUCUGCUCCUGAUCAUACGGUCAGCUCUGAGUCUGGUCAUGGUCACUCUCACGCUCCGCCUGCCCAUGAAUCGUCAGGCCUCAGCAGUGUGGCCUGGAUGGUCGUCAUGGGAGAUGGGAUACACAACCUGACCGAUGGAUUGGCUAUUGGUGUUGCGUUCUCUCAGAGCCUGACUGGAGGACUCAGCACCACUAUUGCUGUCUUCUGCCAUGAGCUUCCUCACGAGCUAGGUGACCUGGCGGUGCUGCUGGCUGCAGGCUGGCCCGUACGCAGACUAGCCGUGUUCAGUGUGCUCUCGGCUCUGCUGGGCUACGUAGGAGUGCUGGGGGGAACAGUACUGGGUCAUCAAUGGGCUCAGCAUUCACCUUGGAUCCUCACCAUCACCGCUGGGGUCUUCCUCUAUGUGGCUCUGGCAGACGUGAUGCCAGAGAUGCUGCAUGGGGAACGUGGUUCGAUGGGCCCUCUCAGGCGUUUCCUCCUGCAGUGUGCAGGUCUGCUGGUAGGGGGCAUCAUUAUGCUAUGCAUUGCCCUCUUUGAGGAGGACAUUGCUCUGAGCAUUGGGGACAGAUGAGAUGAUAAACAGCAUUACUGGAACACUAUACAGGGAGUGGCACCCACACCUUCCAAGAAUAACUUUAAGAAUAUUCCAAAUGGACACUGUCACUAUAAAGCAAGGCUGCUACAAGCUGCUUCAUCGAGAGCUCGUCUGACCGCAAGCAGUUUUGAUAAGAACGUUCUGUGAAAACCGCAUAAGUUUCACUGCUUAAGUGUAAUUCUAUAAGAUCAAAUUUUAAGGAUCUAAUCUUGCAUUUUUAAACAUCUAAUCAUGUACCCAUGUAGGACCACUGUUAAGUUAGGGUUGAUUUAUUCAUAAUUAUGUGAUGACAAUCACCAUAUAAAACCUCAUGACUGGUAGUUUCAAACAUCCACUUUAUCACUGUAUAUACUUCAUGGUUUACAUGAACAGAUUGAAUAUUGUUAUAAAUAUGUAAUUUUUUAAACUAUGCAUAGUUUGAUGGGCCUUAUGUCAACCAACAAAAUGUACUGUUAUAAGGAUUUUUUGCAUGCAAAAGUUUGGGCACCCCCAGUGAAAUGGCAUUUUUUGGAUUUUCUGAGACACAUUAUGUACAGGGAACACUUAAAUAUGGCAUUUUUCUGUUCAAGUUCAUGAUGUUCAUAAUUUUAUUGAUUUUAUCAUAUUGUUGCCAAAUAUAUUGAAACUUUUGCACAGGCCACAUUUAAUUAACCCCCUCCUCUCCCCCAUUAUGUUGAAAUCAGCUAAUAAACAAUGAUUGUGCAUUAAAGAAGUUUUUUUUUUUUUUUUGAGAGAGAAUUUGCUUAUUUAUUUUCACUUAGAAAAACUUACAUAACUUACAUUACUUGCAUACCGCUGUAAUUACAUCAGCAGUGACUUAUGCAAGAAAUUACAAAAAAAAUUAGAAAUUACAAAUGGCUAGUUAUAGUUGAAAUUUAAAGGGAUUUUCCCAUCAGGGGCUUUCAGGUAAAUUUGUUCCAGAAAUCAACUUUAUCAAAUUAUCCCGAAUAAGUUCUAUUUGUUAUUAUUUAAGCAGGUUCCCAGAAACUAGAGAUUCAGUAUUUUGAUUGCCUGCCAUUUUUUUCCUGUGUAAUCUAUUUGCCUAUAUACUUCAACUGUCACUCUGUAUAUUAAAAAAAAAAAAUUACAUUUUCAUUUGAA